AAGAGGCCUGGAUUCCCAAAGUGAAACAUGGCCAACAACGGCUCGGAGAAAAGCACCCCCAAGGACCAGCAGUCGGAAAUGGGCCUCGGCCAGCCGCAAGUUGCCCUCCGACCCCUGUCUCCGGCGGUCGACACUCAAUGGAAGGCCGUCUUCUACGAGAGCGUCCAGCCGAGGGCUUUGCACCUCCAGGACCGGAGGGUGGCCAAGCGCCACCAGGACAAGAGGCUGGAAGAAAAGGUGGAGAAGAAAGAGCCUCCGGACGGUCUGGCCCGGGACUGGUUCGACGACGAAAGGGCCACCCUGGGGACCCGGGCUUACCUCUUAGACAAGCUCCUUCCCACCUUGGUCCCGGGAGUGGAGAAACUGCUCCGGGUGGCGGAGAGGAAGCAAGCGCUGGGGACAGAAGGCCUGGAGCCCCACAAGUUCGACCCCAUUAACUUCUUGGGAGAGUACCUGAUGAGGCACAACCCGGCCUACGAGAUUUCGGCACAACCGGGUCCCUACACACGAGGGAUGAAAACCGUCACCGAGGAGCUGAAGAGCAAGGUGCCCCAAACAACCCCGCACAAGGUGGCUGAGAUGAAGACUCUGGUGGAAGAAAGGCGCCAUCAGCGGGAGGAAGUGGACCGGAUCAAGGACAAACUGAGGAACAUACGCAAGAAGGCGUUGUCCACGCAGUUCAGAGAGUGGACGCGGGACACCACCGGACGGAUCCCCCUCGCACUGAUCCAAAGUGCCCUGAAGUCAUUCCUGGAGGUUGUCACUGGAGCACCCAGAGACUCUGAGGCAGGAAUCUAUGCCAGGCCCCUGGAAGCCGUGGGAACACUGGAAGUGAAGGUGAACCGGGAGGAGUGUACGGAGUAUCUUCUUUCUUACGUCAAGAACUUCAACAGCGACCAGUUUGAGCAGCUGCUGAAGCAUCUCCUCCAGUGCGCCAACGACGCCCGAAACGCCAUCCGGCACGAUGUCUGGAGGUGGAUGUUCGUCCAGCUCUUCUUUGACUGCGAUCCUGGACAGGUGGGGCUGCUGGACAGACCGCGGGUGUUUUCCUUACUGGAAUUCUACUAUGACAACACCUUGCAGCUUGCCAGGAAAGGCUAUCGUGACCCAAAGAAAUGGCCCAUGGUCGAAUUGCAUGAUAUUGAACUGACUGAGUUUUGGGGAAAUAUGGAGGACGAUGUGCCCGUUUUAGACGAACCCGGACCAACAACGCCCAAGAUGGGAUUAUCCGAGGAGGCCAUAAUGCUCAACGAGAUUCUGAAGGGCAUCCUCUCCGAUAUGGAAUUGGAGGUGCCAACAACGCCGGAAACCUCUGAAGGCACCAGCCCAGAGCUACCUGGGCCGGAGCCGACUGUGGCAGAAGGCAGUGAGACCGUUCCAGUGACUGACGUAGGGGAACAGGCAGAAACACCUGGCGAAGCAAUGGUUCAGGAGGAACGGGCCCCCGAAGAUGAGCCAACGGAUGGAGAAAGUGCCAGACCUGUGGAUGAAGGCGGUGGACCCGAAGCCAUCCCAGCCAUUCCUGAGCUGAUUGUGGAAGGAGAGGAGGCCGAUGGAGGUGAGCAGCCAGAAAAACCCACUCCGCUUUCUCUCCCUGAGCCAGGCGAGCCAGAGUCGUCUGUUCCCACGCCAUCCCUCUCUCAGACAGCCAUCACCCUCCAGCAGUUUCUGGACCAAGAGUUGAGCCCCGAACUAGAGGCGGGCUCCGAGGAGAAAGCUCCCGAUGUGCAAGAAGAGGCCAGGGAAGCAGAGAAGGAUGCUCCCCAGGAGGAAGAGCAUGGAGAGGAAAGGGAGGCAGGCGAUGCAGAGACGCAAUCGCUGGAAGGCGAAGAGGAGCAACCUGCGGCAGAGCUGAGAAAACCGUCUAAGGAGAAGGCACCAGAGAUGCAGCUGUUGUCCACCCCUAAACCUGCCAAGGGACACAAAAGGGCACCGCAGCUGAUCUACGGAGAGCGCUGGUCCGGUGACUUUCGGACUGCCGACCUCUGCUUCAAGUACACCGAUUAUGGGAAGGAAAUCCGGGAGGACUGGAACAACGAAAACUCCAGAUUUCCAGACCUGCGCAUGAACAUGAUCGAGAUCCAAGCCCGCGGGCCCCCUUCCUCCACCAGUGCUUUCGAGAAGGACUCCCUCAACCUGCCGCAGUUUGUCCAGCUCAUGGAGACUUUUGUCGGUGAGGAAACGUCUCUGCUGAACCUGAAGAAGGUAGUGGCAUUUGUGAGGAGCGGUUAUGUGCAGACGGAGAAUGAGAAGAUCAAGCAGCUGGAGAGAAUUCACAACAGCUCUUUCUUGGCCUGGCAACAACUUCUCUUAGCUGGCCUCUUUGAGAAGUGGGACAAUGAAAGCUCUGGGUUUUUAGAUAUGAAGGAUGUGGAUGCCGUUCUCUCUACCUUUAAGGAAGGGAUGGAGGAAGAGGCCUUGACCAAAGCCAAACUCCAGCUCCCCAUACCUCAGUGGCAUCCCAGCGGGAUCGUGAAGUUAACCCAGAAAGACUUCCAAGUAUACAUUGAGCUGGUGGUCUCUGAGCUGGCGGGCAAUGAGGACGAAGUCCUGGACAACAUUGUGGAAUUCCUCAUGAUGGCCGUGGAGUGGAGCCACGUGGAGCGCCUGCGAGGGAACGCCCGCCGCAAGUGGCUCCUUGGGAUCGAGCACGUGGCCAGGACCAACGGGGGAUGCCUGGAACCCGUCUACCAGGCCCUCUUCAAGACCCUCGCCCGGGACGCAGAUGCCCACGGAGACGGCAAGAAAAUCAGUGCGCACGUCGCCCUUUUGGAAUACAAUCUGAUUAACCCGUCCCGGGGAGAUAUUCUCCUCCACUACGUGGCCUGCACCGAAGAGGAUGCUCCUUAUGUCCUCAACCACAACCUUUUUAUGGAUAUGAAAGGAAUCAGCUUUGCUGCAGCAUUCCAGGACAAGCCCAUCCACGUCCCCAGAGUUCAGCUGCAUGGGAAUAUCCAGUUCUGGAACUACGACCGGCUCCCCAAAGACAGGAUGGGCUCCUUCUUGGUCCUCCCGCUUGAAGACGUCCGAAGAAGAGUCUUUGGCGUUCUGGGGUUGGACACCCUUCGGGACAAGAGCGACCAAACCAUCUUCAUCCCCCAUGAAAUCCGUUUCUAUCAGGGGGUUGCAAACGCGUUCAGCAUCGCCUACCACCACACUCGCACACAGGACAGCCUCAUGCAGGUGAUCAUCACAGGAGUGGGGUGGCUCUCCACCCGGACGGCCAGCCUUCAGACCAUCACCGCUUACUUUGUGGAGCCAGGCGAGGACCGGAUGCAUGACUACACUCUGCGCAAAAUGAUGACUUCGGAUCUGAAAGAGAAAUUGGAGGUCCACCCGCCUCCAGCUCCUGUGCUCAGCAGGAAAGACAAUUUCUUUAGCAACUACCUGUUCAAGUGCAUCGACUGCUCCAUGGUGGUCAGAGCUGGCAUGUACGAAGAGCAUCGCAUUGCCGUGCCACUGAGGAACCCCAUGGGUUAUGCCAUCAUCGUGUUUGACCUCAACCUCGGGCGUCGCCAUAAGCUGCCCUCUUGCGAGUACAAGGACCUGCAGAAGAUGCUGAAGAUGGUGCAGGCGGCCACCUGCGAGAUCCUGAAGGAGGAUUCGGGAGAGCUAGACCCAUACUAUGUCUUAGAGGCCGAAUAUGUCGGGGACUGGAGGCGCGGGGGAGUCCUCUUCUACCGAUUCAUGCUCCAGGACUUGCAGAACUGCAUCUGGAAUCUGGACCCGUGGACUUCCUUUGGCGAAAUCCGAUGUUUCGAACAGCCGCCUCCCUUGGUGCAUACAAUACUGAAGUCUGUCUUGUUGGUGCUUUACCCACAAUGGGCCGGCACCGAGGCUGUUGAGAACUGGAAUUGCUGCAUACAGAAACUCGAUGGAGAGCUUAUCGAAAACAUUUGCUACUUUGACCCAACCGCUGCCUAUGUGGAAAUUCGGCCAGAGGUUCUGUACAGCUGCCUCAGAGGCGCACGCAGGCAAGAUGUGUGGAAGUUUGGCUCUGCGCCGUUGGAGCACCUGUACAACUGGACCCACACCUGCCUGUCGCUCAUAGAGCUGGCGAAGAAGCUCCAGCAUCGCCAAAGCACAGCCCAUUCCUCCUCGGUGCUCCUGACCCCCAACCUCUCUCGCUCACUCCGGUCGUCGCAGAUAUCGACCAACCGGACCAGUUCUCUGGCUUAAAUCGGCGAUUGGUAUUUUAAAGUGUAGUUUCAAAUUUUAAGAAUACGAAUACUGGAAGAGAACGAAAAUGCUUCGGCUUCAGGCGGAGACGCAAAGAGAAAAGCGCUUCCGGGUUUGUUUUUGAUGCAAUAAAGCUCUAAGUUAGUUCGCAUCUUCGAACAGAUCCAUCCAUAGAUGCUUUUGCUGCAGUGGAUAGACACUUGUGGCCUCAUGGGACCAAAUGGCUUGAACCCAAGUCUUGUUUAAUUCUGGAGACAGAAAGGAUCAGAAGUGACUGAAUGGUGUUUUUAGAAGUGCUUUUCAGCUUAGCAGGAUGAAAAACAGAGCAAGUCCCAUGAAAAACACACCUGGACUCCCCUCUCUUAAGGCGACAACCGGCUUUCCUACCAGCUUGAGGUGACAACACACAACUCCAGCGAUUUCAUCUCAGCAAUCAUUUAUCUUUUGGCAGGAUCUUUUUUUAAUAAAAUUUGGGGAAAUUAAAAACUCCCUCCUACAGUUCUGUGCUUCUUUUUUCUUUUUUAGCUGACAAAAACACACACACACACACACACAAAACAAUGGCGUAUCUGCCAGAUAUUUUGUAAUUUGAGAGUAUAGGUUGCUUUUAAAGUUCCUUGAUAAAUGGAUUGCGGCGUUAUUACAAUUUGCGAUUCUGUCGGUGAUCUGCUUCAACAGCAGCAAGGGAAUAUCCGGAACAAGACGGAGGGAGACGUUUUGAAGUAUCUUAGGGUGAUAUUCUGGGAACAGUGUCUUCUUAGCAAUAGGUUGAUAUCAAAAAGUAUCUACACUACUGAAAUUAAUCCGGUUCGACACCACUUUAAUGCCAUGCCUCAAACUGGAUUGUUUCUGCAGUGUGCAU
Messenger RNA from Sceloporus undulatus (fence lizard), 5041 nucleotides. It is a transcript of the gene EFCAB5, whose product is annotated as EF-hand calcium binding domain 5. The transcript has 22 exons. Bases 28 to 4179 code for a protein of 1383 amino acids. The record is from RefSeq and is a predicted model, not a curated record. Lineage: Eukaryota; Metazoa; Chordata; Lepidosauria; Squamata; Phrynosomatidae.